AUGGGAGCACAUCAAAUGGCGGCAGCACGGAGGGCUGCGGUACUGGAAUCUCUGCCUCGAAUGCCACCGUCACGUGUGGGGCACCGACGGCCGGACUUCAAACCGGUACUGCCGGCCCCGCUGCCUGCCGUGCCGCCUGCAGUUGUCGCGCCGCAUCGGCCCCGCACGCGCUGCAAGCGUGCUCGACAGGACUUCGGGGUUGUACGAGUUCGACGGGAGGCGGAUCCGGCUGCGGGACGGAGCCUCCUGCAGCGACAGAACACUGGCAGGAGUGUCACCUUGCCACCGGGGCCGCCGUUGCAGCGCGCCUUGCUGGAGUCGGCGCAGGACGUGCCAAGCCAGCGUGGUGCGUGGCAGGCUGCGCCGUUUGCCUGGGACGUGCGGCGCCGCCUUUUCCACGGGUUUUGUGGGGCCUGUGGCGAAGAGUCCUGGGACCUGCAGCAAAUGCAGCUGCAGCGAGUCACUGUGCUCUACCGGCAGAAGGAUGUGGCCCUGUGCUGCAGCAGCUGUUUGCGACAGUUGCACGCUGGGCGCCACACCUGGGUGUACGAACUGGAGGCAUGGUGCCUUCCCUUCUACCGCACUCGCUGA
Messenger RNA from Cladocopium goreaui, 591 nucleotides. Lineage: Eukaryota; Dinophyceae; Suessiales; Symbiodiniaceae. The record is from the annotation of a GenBank genome assembly.